Spinacia oleracea (spinach) is the source of this 1983-nucleotide messenger RNA. RefSeq lists its product as uncharacterized. The record is from RefSeq and is a predicted model, not a curated record. The transcript is spliced from 7 exons. Bases 1 to 1983 code for a protein of 660 amino acids. Gene Ontology annotation, molecular function: RNA-DNA hybrid ribonuclease activity; nucleic acid binding. Lineage: Eukaryota; Viridiplantae; Streptophyta; Magnoliopsida; Caryophyllales; Amaranthaceae.
AUGCUAAUUAAGUUACACUUGUUCUUUAAUUCCUCCUUUUGUAAACCUGUAGCUAACAGUAUAGUAAGGCAUGUAGUUACUGUUGUUUAUAUGCUUCUUAUGAAGCUGUCAAGUGUAACUAUCUCUUAUUACAAGGAUAAUUGGUUAUAUGGACGCUACUUAUGCUAUGAGGCAGUUCCUGCAAUUGUGGUUAUGCACAUCAGCCCUUUCCAAAAUGCCUUCACCCCAGAAAGAUCAAUUCAUGAUAAUCUCCUUUUAGUGCAAGAAAUUCUGAAUGUUUUUAAAAAAUCUAAGUCUAAAGUAGGUUGGUGCGAUCUCAAGCUUGACAUGGAAAAGGCUUAUGAUAGGAUAGAAUGGGAUUUUCUUUGGGCAGCUUUAGAUAAAUUGGGAUUUCCUGUAAAAUGGAUCAACUGGGUUAAAGCUUGUGUAACUUAUGUUUCUUAUUCCAUUAAAGUUAGCAAUGCCACUACUGAUGUUUUUACCCCGUCCAGGGGGUUAAGACAAGGAGACCCUCUAUCACCGUAUCUCUUUAUUAUAUGUAUGGAAGUCUUUAUUAUUAUGCUAAACAAUGUUAGUGCUAAUUCCACUAUGGGCUUGGGCUUUAAAGUGGCACCCCAAACUGCUAGAAUUCCCUGCCUAAUGUUUGCGGAUGACAACUUACUUCUGUGUAAAGCUAUUAACUCCGCAUGUCAAAACCUACUAAAAGUUAUUACGGACUUCUGCAAGCUUUCAGGCCUACUUGUAAAUUUCCACAAAUCUGCUAUUAUUUUCUCGAAGAACAUCACCCACUCUAAGAGAGACUCUCUAGCAAGUAUUUUUAACAUGACUAAGUCUGAGGCACUUGUUAGAUACUUAGGUGCCCACUUCUCGAGUUUCACCCCUACUAGAGCAGAUUUUUUUACGUAUUAUGCAGAAAAUGAAAGUCAUAUUAAUUCUUGGCAAGCCAACUUCCUCUCCAAAGCAGGCAUCCACCGUCAAUUUUUCUGGAAUCAAUCCCAGCUAGGUAAAGCUCUCCCCCUUAUCGCCUGGAAAAAGGUUUGCCAACCUAAGGACCAAGGUGGCUUAGGUCUAAGAAGAACUUACCCUUUGAAUAGAGCCUUCAUUGCUAAAUUAGGCUGGAAAAUUCUUACGGAAGAAAAUAAUCUCUGGGUAAAAAUUAUGAGGAAGAAAUAUCUCCAGAACAACAACUCCUUUUUUACUGUUAAAAAGAAAACAAGGGAUUCAGUUAUUUGGAACCAUAUCCUAAACCAACGAGAAAUUCUACGCAAAGGAAUAAGAUGGAGAUUAGGAAAUGGUAAAUCCAUUAACUUUUGGAGGGAUAACUGGAUUGGUCAAUAUGCUCUAAUUGACCUUCCUGUUAUUGCACAAAAUGCUAGUAAUGAGGAAACUACAGUAGCUCAUUUCAUUGACGAUAGGAAAAAUUGGAACAUAGAGAAACUCUCUUCUAUUCUCCCGCCUGAGAUUGUCCAAAAAAUUAAAGGAAUUCCCAUUCCAGUUAACGAUCUACCGGAUAACCCUAUUUGGGGAUGUACAAACUCGAGGGAAUUCUCUGUAAAAUCAGCAACUUGGCUUGCGCAUGAUCUCCCUGUUUCAAGCGAGAAAUGGAAAUUCAAAUGGAUCUCUUACAACGCGUUCAAAGAAUGGGAGUUCAGGCUUCUUAUGGAUUCUCAUCAACUUAAAGGUACCCCUUUCACCACCCUUCAGCUCCCAAACAACCAUCCAACCACUUCCCCUCCCAUUAUGGUUAGAUGGUUUCCGCCCCCUACGGACGCCUUCAAACUCAACUUUGACGGUUCAUGCAAGUCUUCAUCAGCGGCAGCAGGCAUCAUUAUGAGAGACAGCAAUGGAAAAACAAUAUCAGCCAAGUCUUUCAAUCUUGGCAAAACUCAAGUCUACAUGGCAGAAGCGAUAGCUCUUCACAAAGGCAUCCAAGAGGCUAUUUGUCUUGGCAUCAAGGACAUUUACAUUGAAGAUGUGGUAUGA